Molecule: messenger RNA, 216 nt
Organism: Lactuca virosa
Lineage: Eukaryota; Viridiplantae; Streptophyta; Magnoliopsida; Asterales; Asteraceae
Source: the annotation of a GenBank genome assembly
AUGUCUCUCAAGAAGGAGAAAACGCUUACGAGAAUAGAAUCAGUAAAUCACAAACCCAGAAGGAGAAAAAAACCUUACCAAGAGCUGUUGUUGAUGACUUUGUGUGAGCUAGAGGGCGGCGCUCCCAACGGCGUUGGCGGAGGUGGUGUUACAAGAGGAAGCGGUGGCCGGCUGGUGGCUAAGGGGCUGGCGGAGUGUUGCAGAUCGGAGAUGUAG